UUUAACAUUUCUUGUUUCUUUAGUUUAUUGUUGUGAAAAUUAAAAUAAAUACGAAAACAUUUCAAAUUAAGAUCAAGCAGUUAUGAAAAUUGAAUAAAAUAACUGUAAUUUUCUAAGGUAAAUAUGCAGAAACGAAAGAAAACAAUUUCAAAGAGCAAUCAAAGAAAAAGGAAAUAUAGUAGCAGUUCUGAUAGUUCAUCUAGUUCUGACUCGGAAAGUGAUUGUUCGUCUAGUACCAGCAGUUCUUCUAGUUCAUCUGAUUUAUCAGAACCUUGUUCGAGCUCUAGCAGCACCUCUAGUAGUUCUAGUUCGAGUAGUAGUAAUAGUAGCUCAAGUUCAUCAUCGACCGAUGACAAUCGUAGGAGAAUGAAGAAAAAUAGAGCUCUGCUAAAACGAAAAUUAAAAGAGAAACUGAAAGAAAAUGACCACGCAAAAAAGAAGAAAGAGAAGAAUAAAAAUAAGUAUUCCGAAAAGACUUCAGACAAAAGUGACAAACAUAGCAAGACCAAUAAAAAGCUAAAGAAAAAUGAGGAUAAAGUAGAUAAUGAUAUUCCUAUUGAGUUAAUGGGAAAAUCAAAAUCAACAGCUAAUAGUGUUAGGAGGGUGUACUAUGACGACACUGAACAAAGCAAAACCAAUAAAAAAGCUAAAGAAAAUGAGGACAAAGUAGAUAAUGAAUCAAGCGAUAUUCCUCUUGAGUUGAUGGAAAAAUCAAAAACCAUGGCUCCCAUGCGGAAGGAAGAUUGGGAGAAACAACAAAAUGUUGUUAGAAGAGUGUUCUGUGAAGAUACUGGAAGAUACAGAUUGAUUAAAGGAGAUGGAGAAGUAUUAGAAGAGAUAGUGAGCAAAGAGAAACAUAUAGAGAUUAACAAACAGGCUACUAAAGGCGAUGGCGAAUACUUCCAAAAAAAAUUAAAACAAAACAUUAAAUAGCACAAGAGUUUCCUUUUUUGUAUAGAAUGUAUGCAUCUGUUUAAGCUGUAUAUUAAUUUAUUUAUUAUCAAAUAACCUUAAUUAGUGGCAAUCAGCAUCAAAUAAUGAAAUCAAAGAGUUCUAUGAAGUCAAAGCUCGAUCAUAAAGGUUUUUGAUCAUACCGUAGAUUGGAUGGUAUUAAUUUUUAAGAUCUGAAGCUGAUUUUAGAUUAAUGCAAUUUGCUGCUUCAGGUAUAUUUUCCAAAUUUUGCUUGGAAUUUUAUAUUUAACGUAUUUUUUAACUGUUAUAGGGUAACUUUUUCUAGAUAGGUAUAUUUAAUAUUUUAGACUGUUAUACAUAUAUUUAAACAAUAAAUACAUUUUUAUCUUUGUUUAGU
Molecule: messenger RNA, 1309 nt
Organism: Sitophilus oryzae (rice weevil)
Lineage: Eukaryota; Metazoa; Arthropoda; Insecta; Coleoptera; Curculionidae
Product: ADP-ribosylation factor-like protein 6-interacting protein 4
Exons: 4
Coding region: 124-933 (269 amino acids)
Source: RefSeq, a predicted model, not a curated record